AUGGCCACUGUGAUCACUCCAACAAUGCGUUCUGAGGCCACGCUCACCAGGCCGCCAAUCUCCGCGUUGUAUCUCGUGGAAAGACCAGAAACGGCAGAUGAAAGAAGCAUAGGACAACUACUUGAUGCACAUUGGAUUGACCGAGAUCUAGCAGGCUCGUGGAAGUCUGCAUGCGCUAGUCUUCACGAUGGCCUUUGCAAGGAAUUUCCCAACAGAGCACUGUCAUCCAUAAGGCCUGCAUGGCUUGUAGACGUCAAGCGUCAAUGCCUCGUCGCAGCCACGGAAGACUGCUCCUAUAUCGCCCUAAGUUAUGUAUGGGGUAGUCAAUCGACUUUCAACACAACUGAGAGUGACCUCAUCCGUCUCCAAAAUGAGGGAUCGCUGUCGGGACUACUGACCAAACCUAUCGCGAGAACAAUUAGAGACGCCAUGGGUAUAGUCGAGCUAUUGUCAGAGCAAUACCUAUGGGUGGACACUCUAUGCAUUGUCCAGGAUAACAUCGCACAAAAGGGCCUAGAGAUAGCAAAGAUGGCCAUGAUUUACGCCAACGCUUCUGUCACGUUAUUUGCUGCCGGGGGAGAACAUGCCAACAGCGGGUUACGCGGCUUCCAGGGUAUAUCAGAGCCCAGACGUUUGCAUCAGACUAUUCACUGCAUAGACGAGAGAACAAAGCUGGUGACAACUCCUGUUUCAGCUUCACAGGCCAAUCUCUUUGAGCCUGGAGAAGAUCAUUCAAUUUGGGAAACUCGAGGAUGGAUAUUCCAGGAGUCCUUCUUUUCCAGAAGGAGGUUGAUUUUCAAUGGGAACUCUAUGCGUUGGGAGUAUCUCGACUCAACCCAGGCAAGGGUCAUCCCAUGCAGUUUUAUCAUGGAAAGUUCCAUUCCAAACUUGAGUCUUUUCAGCAUCAUUUUGAACGCUUAUAACAAAAAGGAAUUCACCUACCCAGAAGACUGUCUUCAUGGCUUUGCGGGAAUAUCGUUGCUGUUGAGCGCUCAACUGAGUGGUGGCUUUGUAUCGGGUCUCCCAACGGCGUUCUUCGAUCUAGUCCUGUCAUGGGAACCUGGAAGUCAGUUAACCCGCAGGGUUGCCAGGGAUUUGACGAGGGCGAAUGAGCUGCCCAGUUGGAGCUGGGCUGGAUGGUCUGGCAGCAUUCUUUUCAGUGUUGAAUCCGCGCUUGACUUCAUCAAAACGGGACAUUAA
Clonostachys byssicola is the source of this 1200-nucleotide messenger RNA. The record is from the annotation of a GenBank genome assembly. NCBI's taxonomy places the organism in Eukaryota, Fungi, Ascomycota, Sordariomycetes, Hypocreales, Bionectriaceae.